This is a messenger RNA of Ficedula albicollis (Collared flycatcher), 1804 nucleotides long. It is a transcript of the gene TMEM198, whose product is annotated as transmembrane protein 198. Gene Ontology annotation, biological process: positive regulation of canonical Wnt signaling pathway. Bases 86 to 1189 code for a protein of 367 amino acids. NCBI's taxonomy places the organism in Eukaryota, Metazoa, Chordata, Aves, Passeriformes, Muscicapidae. The transcript has 4 exons. Gene Ontology annotation, cellular component: cytoplasmic vesicle; plasma membrane. The record is from RefSeq and is a predicted model, not a curated record.
UUCUCCUUGUCUCUCUCCCACCAGGUGGGGCAGGUGCCGGGACACAGUUCUGCCGGCGAGCUAUGAGGCAGGAGUGGAGAUUUUGAUGCCUCUCCCAGGAGUCCCAAGAGCCAUGACUGCAACUGUGCAGACGCUGCGGUUCAAGCUGCUGCCGCACGAGCCAGGCCAGGAGUGGGGGCACAGCUGCCAGCAGGAAAUUGAGCGUCGCUACCAGGUGGUGCCCUCAGUGGUGUGCGCUAUGUGCUGCCUUUUUGGCAUCAUCUACUGCUUUUUCGGCUACCGCUGCUUCAAGGCUGUCAUGUUCCUGACGGGGCUGAUGUUCGGCUCUAUCAUCAUCUUCAUGCUGUGCUACAAGGAGAGGGUGCUGGACACACAGCUGAGCGUGGAGGCCUCAGUGGGCAUUGGGUUGGGCAUUGGAGUCUUGUGUGGGCUGGUCACCAUGCUGGUGCGCAGCGUUGGCCUCUUCAUGGUGGGGCUGCUCCUGGGGCUGCUGCUGGCGGUGGCCACGCUGGUGGUGAUGGAGCAAUUCUACCACCCACCAACGGUGUGGAUCCCCAUCGCGCUGCUCUUGGGCGUGGGGAUGCUCUUUGCUGUCCUCACCCUGCAGUGGCAGCGCUUCUUCACCACCCUCUCCACCGCCGUCUUUGGCAGCGCCAUCAUGACCGUCACUGUCGACUACUUCAUCGAGCUCUUCCUCCUGGUGCAGUACAUCUAUGAGCGCAUCAAGGUGGCCCCUGCUCGCCCCGUGUGCUGGUACAGCUGGGUCAUCCUGGGCAUCUGGCCACUCCUCACCACGCUGGGUGUCCUGGUCCAGUGGAAGGUCACAGGCGAAGGCUACUCCCAUACAGAAGUGAUCAUCAGCCGGCAGCAGCGCCGCGUGCAGCUGAUGCGCAUCAAGCAGCGGGAAGACCGAAAGGAGAAGAAGAAGAAGCGGAGACCCCACCACCCACCACCCCACCAGCACAAAGCCCACCCCCCCGAGCCUGCUUACCGCCGCAAGCCCAACCCCGUGCGCCGCUUUGAUGGGGACGUGCUUUCCCCCAGCUACAUCCAGAGUUUCCGAGAGCGGCAGACAGGACCAUCGCUGAACAGCCUCAUCGCCAGCUCCCAUGCCGUGGUGGACCUGGACUAUGACUGCAGCUCCACCGUGCCCCUCACCACGGGCUCUGGCCCUGCUGUGAGGGUAUAAGCCAACCCAGUGACCUCGAGCAACACCAGCACCCCAGCCUGCUCUGACAGAACCUCUGAGACAGGCAGGACUUCGUCCUCAGCCCCAAGUGGCCACAUGCAGCUUGGGGCUGCAGAUGGAGAGACCCUUCUUGGAGACACACAGGACUUGUCUGAGGAAGCCCCACCUGCCUGUGGGGCCCAAAGGUGCUGGGGAAGCCCUUUGGCAGGCACUAAGCCCAAGGACCAGAACCCAUGGACGUGCAGUGCGAGUGGCUCUGCUGGGGUGGUGGGUCCCUGAGCCCCCACUGCUGUGCAUUACCUUAUGGCCCGGGCACGCUCAUCCUGCAUCUUAACAAUUCCCCAUAUUUGAGUCCCCCCUUUCCCAAGAGCAGCUCCCCACUCCUGCCCCCACACCAUUGCACCCCCAGCAACUCCCCAAGUGCCUGUCCCCUAUGUCCCUUCCUCAAAGAGCAGGUCCCAUGGCCCUUUUCCCAGCAGGGAAUCCCCUGAGCAUGUGUGCCCUGUCCCAUCCUGUCCCCAAGAGCAGCUCCCAGGCAGUGCUUCCCAAAACCUGCCUCCUCAGAAGAUCCUCUUGCCCUAGCCACCCACCCUCCCUUCACCCCAGAGCGGCUCC